AUGACUCGAUCAUUGUGUAAGGUCGAAAAACUGAAAGGUCUCAUUAUUACUACUGACUCAAUUAAAGGUCCAGUUAUUAAUGCUAAAGAACAAAGAAGUGGUGUUGUUUCAAUAUUAGAAUUAACAUCGUUAGAUGAUACAAACUCUCAAGUAUGCCCUGUUCGCCACCUUGCAACAUACCUUAGAGCCUCUAAAGGAAAAAGAAAGCCCCAUUCGGGUGACUCUGUCUUUAUUAAGAAUGAGGGUGAACCGCUUCUAGUUAAUGAUAUUAACUCAAUUGUACUAUCAACACUCUCAAAGUCAGGUAUUGAUAUUGUCAAGUUCAAAUCUCACUCUACCCGUUCCGCUAUGGCUUCUUUGCUGUUGUCCAAUAACUUUUCGUUCCACGUUGUUAAGAAGAUGGGUCGUUGGAAAUCAAAUGAUACUGUAGAUACCUUCUACGAUAAAAGAAUCAUUGGUGAAAAAUCUGGUGGUUUCUUAAAUACUGUCGUCCAAAUUUCAUAA
Dictyostelium discoideum AX4 is the source of this 504-nucleotide messenger RNA. RefSeq lists its product as hypothetical. Gene Ontology annotation, biological process: DNA recombination; DNA integration. The record is from RefSeq and is a predicted model, not a curated record. The transcript has a single exon. Lineage: Eukaryota; Evosea; Eumycetozoa; Dictyosteliales; Dictyosteliaceae. The coding region runs from base 1 to 504 and encodes 167 amino acids. Gene Ontology annotation, molecular function: DNA binding.